AAUAUUUUUAUAGUUGAAUUCAUUGUUCCAUCAGCUGCAGCUGAUACGGAACCUAAGAAACGUACCUUAUAUAUAGAUACAUAUAACGAUACUGAUUAUAGUAUUGCAAAAAAUGGGUUCAAAUAAUUUUCUAAUUAUUCUAUUCGUUAUUUUUUUUAUGAACAUGAUUACUGUAGGUAAAGGUCAAAGUCCACCUCCUACAGCUCCUGGUGGACCUGGUGGACCUGACGAUGAGGAAAAAGAUAAACCACAAACAGUUUGGGAAUUUAUAUAUACGGACUGGAAGGAACAUCUUGAUUCUAAUAUGGUGGAUUUGCCGGAUUUAUAUAAGCUUUUUAUAGAAGGUUGGAUGCCAGAAGAACCGAAAGAUGAACAGAAAAAGAGAUCUUUGCAAAAAACAAUCGAUUACGAAUUGAAAGGGGGGAAUAUGAAAGAUUUAGAGAGUUUUAGAAAUUGGAUUAAUGACUUCAUUGAAAUGAGAAAAUACACAAGAUUCAUUGAAAAUAAUCACCUGGAAAGUGAAAGAUCAUCUGAGAGAAACGACUUGAAAGCAAUCGAAGCACAUAAUAAUAUUGAACUACCAAAUAAUAAUAUAUCUGUGAAUGACGGAGGAAUGAAAAUGGAUGGGGACGAAGAAAUGCAAAACCAAAAAGAGUUAAUCGAUCGAAAAAAAAGAAUAUCCAAUAACUCCGUGGAUAAGACGCAAAGAAUACUCGAAGAAAAAAAGAUUUCUGAUGAAAAAGAAACACGUGAAGAAGGAAAAAAUACAAAGGAAAAAGAAAUUAAUCCACACAAGACAAUGGAAGAAGCACCCAACGAUAUGCUCAUUCUAAAUUCUAAAAAAAUUAUUUCCACACAACAAUCAUUUCAAAAAGAAAAAAAUGAAUUACAAGGAUUGAAACAAUAUAGCAUAUAUUCACCUAAAAAUUCUUUACAAGACCGAAAAAUAUACCAUGCCAAAAGGUCCAUUGUUGAAGAAGUAGAAACUCCAACAUAUUGCAAAUUCUUUGGCAAGUGCAUUCUGGCUAGCUGCGACUGUAGUAAUCUGAAGCAAAUCUUUUAGUAGCAGCUUUUAGAUUUUGAUAACAUAGAUUUUUGAUAUUUCGAUGACAAUAGAUUGUUGUUAAUCAUACUCCGAAAUCAUAGAUAUCAAUAUAUUGAUCAAUAAUAAAAACGUUAUUCUUUAA
Molecule: messenger RNA, 1187 nt
Organism: Harmonia axyridis
Lineage: Eukaryota; Metazoa; Arthropoda; Insecta; Coleoptera; Coccinellidae
Exons: 2
Coding region: 113-1063 (316 amino acids)
Source: RefSeq, a predicted model, not a curated record